CUGCCAGUUACCUGUAUGUUAGCUCUUUGGUCUGUAUUCUGUGUGUUUCAGGGAGCCAGAGAAGAGAGUCUGCAUCUCCUACGGCGUUUCUAUAAGGGGGAGGAGAUCUUCCUGGACAUGUUCGAAGAUGAGUACAGGAGCAUGACGAGUAAGCCCCUGAACGUGGAGUACCUCAUGAUGGAUGCGUCCGUUCUACUUCCUCCUACUGGUACUCCUCUGACUGGAAUAGACUUCGUUAAGAGACUGCCCUGUGGAGGAGUAGAGAAGACCAGACGGGCCAUCCGUGUGUUCUUCAUGCUGAGAUCACUAUCUCUUCAGCUGCAGGGAGAACCAGAGACGCAGCUUCCUCUCACUCGCUCUGAAGACCUCAUCAAGACCGACGAUGUUCUGGACCUAAAUAACAGUGAUCUGAUAGCCUGUAUGGUGGUCAGUAAGGAAGGAGGUCAGGCUCAAAGGUUCCUGGCGGUGGAUGUUUACCAGAUGAGUCUGGUUGAACCUGAAACUAAACGGUUGGGCUGGGGAGUGGUCAAGUUCGCUGGUCUGUUACAGGACAUGCAGGUGUCUGGGGUAGAGGAUGACAGCAGAGCUUUAAACAUUAUCAUCCACAAACCCUCGUCCAACCCCCACGCCAAGCCCCUCCCCAUCCUGCAGGCAAACUUCAUAUUCGCCGACCACAUCCGCUGCAUCAUCGCUAAGCAACGCCUGGCCAAGGGCAGGAUACAGGCCAGACGCAUGAAGACACAGAGGAUAGCAGGUAGAGAGACAGAGGAUAGCAGGUAGAGAGACAGAGGAUAG
This is a messenger RNA of Oncorhynchus keta (chum salmon), 795 nucleotides long. Its product is annotated as protein CLEC16A-like. Gene Ontology annotation, cellular component: endolysosome membrane; late endosome. Gene Ontology annotation, biological process: endosome to lysosome transport; regulation of autophagosome maturation; endosomal transport. The record is from RefSeq and is a predicted model, not a curated record. NCBI's taxonomy places the organism in Eukaryota, Metazoa, Chordata, Actinopteri, Salmoniformes, Salmonidae. Bases 16 to 780 code for a protein of 254 amino acids. The transcript is spliced from 7 exons.